UAUAUAUAUAUUCAGACGAAUUGACCUUCUCCUUUUUUUUGAAGUCGGUUAAAAAUCAACACGAUUUCUUAGCCACUUCGAAUUUGUAUAUUAUUGUCUGAGUAAAAAGUUAAAAUUUUGAUGAAAAUUCGUUAAAUGUUCAUUAAUCGGGUACACAGUUUGAAACUUUGAUUUAUAUGGUUUUGUUUGUAGCAUAAACCAUAUAUUUGUAAAAAAAAAAAAUAUUAUAAUUGCUAAACAAGGGUGUAUGCAGAUAGUGAAAUAAUCGUAUGCGCGUAUGUAAUUAAAAAAAGCUUUACUGCAUCUAAGUAAAAUAUAGUUCCAAGUAUUUCAACUACGGAAAUAAAACCAGUUGCUGCACUAGCAAUUACACGGGCAACAAAAACAACGUAUGUAGUUAAUAAAAUACAUACAUAAAAAGUGGCGGCAAUUAAGCGCAACAAAUGUAACACUGAACAAAUUUUUAAUUACAUUUUAUUUAUGUAAAUAUGCACACUAAGCAAACUUUCACUUCGAAUGUAAAAUAAUGCGUCUCACAGCGUAAUUAUUUAGUUUGGUUUUUAGUUCAAUGCUAACAUCGCAUCGGUAAAGUUCGACCGCUAAAAACAUGUACAACUUUCCAUUUGAAAUCACCGAACUUGAGCCUCAGUUAAAUGCUGAGCUGCUCAGUUAUUUUAAAGGCGAGCGCACAGGUUUUGUGCAGGUGGGUCCAGAAAAGUAUUUCUUCCCUCAUAAGUACAAAUUGGAGGCGGAGAAUUUUUAUAAUUUUCAAGCACGUCCGGAUGAUAUUUGGGUAGCAUCGUUUCCACGAUCGGGCACUACAUGGACACAAGAGUUAGUUUGGCUCGUUGCAAAUAAUUUGGACUUUAAAACAGCUAAAACACAGCCGCUCACCGAAAGGUUUCCAUUUUUCGAAUUUUCCCUGUUCGUGCAUCCUGAAAUCAAAGCGGAGUUGCUGUCUGAAAAUGCUAAUGACAAUGGCAAACAAGACUUCAUCGAAUAUUUUUCCGCCCCAGGAUACAAAACUUUAAAUUCAUGGCCGUUAAAUAAGAGACGCUUUAUUAAAACACAUUUCCCAUUUUCUUUGUUGCCGCCAAGUGUUCUAAAGGAAAAGUGCAAGAUUAUUUAUGUAGCACGCAACCCCAAAGAUGUAGCAGUUUCCUAUUACCAUCUAAAUCGUUUAUAUCGCACGCAAGGCUAUAUCGGUGAUUUUACACGAUAUUGGGAUUAUUUUUCCCGUGGUUUAAAUCCCUGGAUGCCUUACUGUAGCCAUAUCAAGGAAGCGUAUGCCCACAUCCACCUUUCCAACUUACUUAUACUUAACUAUGAAGAAAUGAUAUCAGACUUAAGUGGAGUUAUUAGGAAAGUAGCAGCGUUUUUAAAUAGUACGAUCGGCACGGUUGGCUUGAAAGAUCUUACAGAACAUUUGGAUAUCAGGAAUUUCCGGGAAAAUCCGGCUGUUAAUGGCAGUGAAAUGGCUGACGUCGGAGUAUUGCUAAAAGGUGAAGCAGGCUUUGUCCGUAAGGGUGGAAAUGGAAAGCGGGAAGAAUUAACGACUGAUCUUAGGUUAAAGAAUCGUGUUGAUCAGUGGAUUGAAAAGUCGAUUGACUGAGGAGUUUUUAACAAAACGAAAUAAUUCCACUUUGUAUAUUUUUCGGGAUUUUGAUUGAAUCUUACUCUACAAACUGAACCAUGUCGCUCAUUUAUUUCAUAACUCAAUUGAGAAAAACUGCUUUAAA
Molecule: messenger RNA, 1739 nt
Organism: Rhagoletis zephyria (snowberry fruit fly)
Lineage: Eukaryota; Metazoa; Arthropoda; Insecta; Diptera; Tephritidae
Gene: St4
Product: Sulfotransferase 4
Molecular function (GO): sulfotransferase activity
Source: RefSeq, a predicted model, not a curated record